Labeo rohita (rohu) is the source of this 1875-nucleotide messenger RNA. Its product is annotated as interferon-induced GTP-binding protein Mx1-like. Lineage: Eukaryota; Metazoa; Chordata; Actinopteri; Cypriniformes; Cyprinidae. Gene Ontology annotation, cellular component: nucleus; membrane; microtubule. Gene Ontology annotation, molecular function: GTP binding; GTPase activity; microtubule binding. Gene Ontology annotation, biological process: defense response to virus. The record is from RefSeq and is a predicted model, not a curated record. Bases 1 to 1875 code for a protein of 624 amino acids. The transcript is spliced from 11 exons.
AUGUAUUUGACAGCUCAAAACAAACUAGAUGGAAAUGCAGUUGGAAUCUCUGAUGAAGUAAUUACUUUGGAAAUUUUAUCUCCUGAUGUGUGUGACCUGACUCUGAUCGAUCUACCCGGUAUAACCCGUGUACCUGUGCAUGGUCAACCUGAAGAUAUUGGAGAUCAGGUCAAAAACAUAAUACUAAGAUAUAUUACCAAAAGUCAAACCAUCAUUUUAGUUGUUGUGCCCUGCAAUGCUGACAUAGCAACAACAGAAGCACUAAGAAUGGCGCAAGAUGUAGACCCCGAGGGUUACAGAACUCUUGCAGUUCUCACAAAACCAGACCUCAUUGACAGAGGAGCUGAGAUUGAUGUUUUAGACAUUGUUCAGGGCAAAGUCAAUCCCCUCAGCAAAGGAUACAUUAUUGUGAGAUGUCGUGGUCAGAGUGACAUCAAUAACAAAAUUCCUCUUUCUAAAGCCAUGGAGAUGGAAAUGCAUUUCUUCAGAAACCACAGUUAUUUCAGCUCCCUACUGAAAGAUGGAAAAGCAUCUAUUCAAUGCCUGGCAUACAACCUGACCAAAGAAUUGAUUGAUCCUAUCAAGAAAUCGUUACCCUACUUGAUUGAGCAGAUUCAGACUAAACUACUCAUUGCGCAAAGGGAGAUUAAAAACUACAACCAGGGUCCACCUCUGGAAGAAGAAAAGAUGGAACAUUUUCUCAGUGAGAUAAUAAUUAAGUUCAGUGAUCAAAUAAAUGAACUGUGUAUAACAGGACAUUCAAAAGACAGAAACAUUUUUGCACUUCUGCGUCCUGAGUUCAAGAAAUGGGACACGUACUUAAGAGGCACUGAAGUAUUAUUCACAGUGAGAGUAUAUGGAAUGAUAGACAAGUAUAAUGAGAAGCAUCGUGGCAGAGAAUUGCUAACAUUUAACGACUUCUGUAAAUUUGAAAGUAUCAUCAAAGACCAUGUGGCAGCCCUUCAAGAGCCAGCUAUAGCAACACUGAAGCAUGUACGAGAGAUUGUUCAGAAUGUGUUCAGAGACAUAUGCUACUCAUCAUUCAAUCAGUACCCUCCACUCAGACACAUUGUCUCUAAAAUGAUUAAUGACAUUCAGUCGAGUCAAGAGGCCAAAGUGGAGGAAAGAAUCAAAGAGUUUAUUGAUAUCGAGCAACUGGUCUUCACUCAGGACAAGAUUUUACAAGAAAAACUUAAUGUCUCUGACAUCCCUCAGAAGACUGGGAUGGACUCUUGUGGUGAAAACCUCUAUGGUGAUGAUGACACAAUUUUUAAUUCCAAAGGCUGUGCAUUGUUGGAUACAAGAUAUCUUGUACCAGACAAAUUGAUUCUCUAUCAUGAGAUCAUCUAUCAACGCUUCACAGACUAUGUGCCCAUGCUGAUAAUCCUCUUUAUGCUGAAGGAUGCAGCUAAGAUAUUACAGCAUCAAAUGCUAGAACUGAGGAAUGGAGCAGAUGUGGUGAAACUGCUAAAAGAAGACUCAGAACAAGGGCGAAGAAGAGCUGAUCUAAAACAGCGUCUGGAACUCCUUACACAAGCUCAAAAACUAAUUGCACAUGUCAGUCCUGAGCAGUCCACUCCUGUUACAACCAUGGAGACGACUCCUAAGCACUCCGUUGUCGCUGUCAGACCUAUGGAAGCCAUUCUCAAGCCACCAGUUCCCAUGAGCACAGAGUCUACUCCAGCCCAGGAGCCCAGUCCCAAGUCUGUUCCAGAGUCUCUCCAAACUUCCGCUCCAGAGUCCACUCCUGAGUCUAUUCCUGCAGCCCCGGAGGGCAUUUCAGCUGCCCCCGAGGACAUUCCAGAUUCAGCCCCGAGACAGUUCCUAAAGCCCUGGAGGGCAAUUCAGACUCAGCCCCUGAGCCAGUUCCUGUAG